This is a messenger RNA of Drosophila simulans, 1826 nucleotides long. RefSeq names its product estradiol 17-beta-dehydrogenase 11. Bases 248 to 1261 code for a protein of 337 amino acids. The record is from RefSeq and is a predicted model, not a curated record. Lineage: Eukaryota; Metazoa; Arthropoda; Insecta; Diptera; Drosophilidae. Gene Ontology annotation, cellular component: lipid droplet. The transcript has 8 exons. Gene Ontology annotation, molecular function: oxidoreductase activity, acting on the CH-OH group of donors, NAD or NADP as acceptor.
CUGUGUUCGCGCCUUUUCAACAUUCCCUCCAGUCCCUUUCAUCCGCAUUUUUUCUCUCACUGCGCCUGCGUCAGAAGUGUCAAAAAUCGUCGCGAAAAGCAGUAAAGAAAAUAUAAAUAUACGGACGAAACAAAACUAGACGGACAUAGAAGAAUGCUGGCAGGUCCAGUACAUGAAUUUGCAUUUGUUGGGAAUUAAUCGAUUCAGUUCGUGCCGGUUGACCUGAAAGUCAAAUUAUAUAUUAUAUAUGUACGCGCAUAUGUAUUUGCAGGAUCUUUACUACAUUGCCUUCGGCUAUCCCGAAAAGGAGCUCAACACAGACAUUGCACUGAUCACAGGUGGUGGCAACGGACUUGGUCGCCUUCUGGCUGAGAGACUGGGAAAAAUGGGAACCAAGGUCGUUAUCUGGGACAUCAACAAGAAGGGCAUUGCGGAAACCGUCCAAAUUGUCGAAGAGGCGGGUGGCUAUUGCAAGGGCUAUGUGGUGGAUAUAUCCAAAAAGGAGGAGGUCUACAAGGCAGCCGAUGUCAUCAGAGACGAAGUCGGUGAUAUCACUCUGCUGAUCAACAAUGCGGGCGUUGUAUCUGGGCUGCACCUUUUGGAUACACCUGACCAUCUGAUCGAGCGAUCGUUCAAUGUGAAUGUCAUGGCACACUUUUGGACGACAAAAGCGUUUCUGCCCAAAAUGAUUGAGAAUGAUCGAGGACAUAUUGCCACGAUCGCCUCGCUGGCCGGCCAUGUGGGCAUUAGCAAAUUGGUCGAUUACUGUGCGAGUAAAUUCGCAGCGGUUGGCUUUGAUGAGGCUUUGAGGCUGGAGCUGGAAGUCCUUGGACAUACGAACAUCCGAACCACCUGCAUCUGCCCCUUCUUCAUCCAGGCCACUGGCAUGUUCGACGACGUGAAUGCCAGAUGGGUACCCACACUGAAUCCCAACGAUGUGGCCGAUCGUGUCAUUGCGGCCAUCAGGAAGAACGAGAAACUGGCCGUCAUUCCCGGUUUCCUGAAGGUCCUCCUCUCCUUCAAGUGGACCUUCCCCUGGGGCUGCGUGGGUGGCUUGCUGAAGCGACUGGUGCCCGACGCCUCCCCCCACGGCCUGCCCAGCUCCAUAGCCGUUCCCGCCGUACCGCUGAACUCCAGUUCCAAGUCAACGGCCGCCGAUAUCGCCGCUUUGGAUGCUGAGCUAAGUAGCGUUACUCUGCCGGCGAAGCCACCCUCUAUGCUCAUCCAAAGGACACCGUCGCUGGGGGAGCGAGUCCUUUGAGCGCCCAACACCAAGAGCACACCAUCCACUGCUGUUGUUGUAUUCACAUUAUUCUUUUUCCAACGUGGAGGUACGAGCAUGUGUAAUUGAAUUUCGUGUUUUUGGCGCUUUGGCCGCGAGGAACCAAUACUUAGUCUAAGCUACGAAUCUAGUGAUAUUACAUUUAGUUAAAGUAGAUUGAAGGGGAAAGCGUUUAGCCUUAAUUAAUCGAAUUGUAUUUUUGUAAUGCCUCUUAAGUUAAGGUAAUGUUUUGCAUUUCCGAUUGCCAGUAGUCAUCAUUUAAUUUAAUCAAUCCUCCCCAAGCGGAUUAAUGUAAACGAUGUCAUAAGCCAUUAUUUUUGUACUUAUAUGAAUACAAUCAAAUCGUUUUGCUCAAAGGAGCUGUCCAAUUCGAAAAUUGAAAGCUAACUUGGUUAUGCGUUUACUCGUUUUUUAGCUGUAAUAAAUUUUAGAUUUUUUUCAUUAAGCUUAGAUAUACACGAAUUUUUGAACAAAUUUAUUAAAUUUUGAUGUAUAAAAAACAAAUUUAUGUUCUAAAUAUAUUAUAUAAAAACAUUGAUCUUAA